AUGAAAUUUCCAAUAGAAAACCCGAGAAAACAAGUUAACUGGGACCCGGAAGAAGUGGCGGUCCAGACCAACUUGGUCCCCCCCAAAAAGGCCCAGCCUGGCAUGGUGAAGUCCACUCUAGUCCAGGCCAGUGUGGCCACCAUGCAGAAUCCAAUGGGCUGCGACCCGAAGACCAACGGCCACUGUCCACUGCCGCGUCUGUCCAUCUCCUCACGCUCCGCCAGCGUGGUGGCCAGCAUGGAUGCCAGCUGCGACGGCACAGCAGCAGCUCUCCACUCAGUGAUGAAGUGGAAGACGGUGCUGGCUGUGUUCAUCGUGGUCGUUCUCUACCUGGUCUGCGGCGGCCUGGCGUUCAAGGCGCUGGAGAUGCCGUUUGAGAGACACCAGAAGACGAGCAUCACCCUGGAGAAGGCUUCGUUCCUGCGGAGACACUCCUGUGUUACUCCUGACGAGCUGGAGUCCAUCAUCAAGCAUGCCAUAGAUGCGGUGAAUGCAGGAGUGAGUCCCAUCGGAGACACAUCCUAUAAUUCCAGUUACUGGGACAUGGGCAGUGCUUUCUUCUUUGCUGGAACUGUCAUCACAACCAUAGGUUAUGGAAACAUAGCUCCAAGCACGGAAGGAGGGAAAAUCUUCUGCAUUCUUUAUGCCAUAUUUGGCAUUCCUCUGUUUGGCUUCUUGUUGGCGGGGAUUGGGGACCAGCUCGGGACCAUCUUUGUGAAAAGCAUCUUGAGAGUAGAGCGGAUAUUCAGGCAAAAACACAAACAGAUCAGUCAAACCAAGAUCAGAGUGACCUCCACCAUCCUCUUCAUCCUGGCCGGCUGCAUCGUCUUCGUCACUAUCCCAGCUUUCUUCUUCAAACACAUCGAGGGCUGGACCACGCUGGACGCCAUCUACUUUGUAGUGAUCACUCUCACCACGAUUGGAAUAGGAGACUAUGUGGCAGGUGGAGACCGCAAGAUCGACUAUAAGCAGUGGUACAAGCCGCUGGUGUGGUUCUGGAUCUUGGUGGGCUUAGCGUACUUUGCAGCCGUCCUCAGCAUGAUUGGAGACUGGCUUCGAGUGCUGUCUAAAAAGACCAAAGAGGAGGUCGGGGAGAUUAAAGCUCAUGCGGCUGAAUGGAAGGCGAAUGUACGAGCAGAGUUCCGUGAAACGCGGCGGCGCCUGAGCGUUGAGAUCCAUGACAAGCUCCAGCGAGCCGCCACCAUCCGCAGCAUGGAGCGCCGUCAGCUCGGCCUGGAGCAGCGAGCGCUCUCUCUUGACAUGCUGUCUCCGGAGAAGCGUGCCAUGUUCGCCAGCCUGGACGCCGGCCGCUUCAAGACUUCAUCCCAGGAGAGCAUCGACACCAAGCUCAACAACCUGAGGCUGAAGGGGGCCUGUGAGUCGUACGAGCAUCAGGGGAGCGGGCAGACACCACAGACAGCCUCUUCCUCGGAGGAGAACCUCGUCAACCUACGCUUCGGUUCCCUCACCAAACUGGGAAGACGAAACAAGAGCCGGGAGCUUCGGAGCAACAUCACCGAAGAUGUUCGCCGGGCGAGCGUUGGCAUAAACACUGGCAGUGCCAUGCUGGGGGAGGAGAGGACGGAGGAGGAGGAGGAGGAAGACGAGGAGCCACAUGAGGAAAACGGAGAGAGGAAAGAGGGAAACGUCAGCAUGACAAACCUGUCGCACUACUUGACGGAGCGCGCCAAGUUGAAUGAGUUCAUACCAGCACAGGCCAAAGACAGGGGGAACGAUGAGGGGGGGAAUGGACGAGCACUUCAGGUGUAG
Limanda limanda (common dab) is the source of this 1770-nucleotide messenger RNA. It is a transcript of the gene kcnk10b, whose product is annotated as potassium channel, subfamily K, member 10b. Gene Ontology annotation, cellular component: membrane. The transcript is spliced from 7 exons. Gene Ontology annotation, biological process: stabilization of membrane potential; potassium ion transmembrane transport. The record is from RefSeq and is a predicted model, not a curated record. Bases 1 to 1770 code for a protein of 589 amino acids. NCBI's taxonomy places the organism in Eukaryota, Metazoa, Chordata, Actinopteri, Pleuronectiformes, Pleuronectidae. Gene Ontology annotation, molecular function: potassium ion leak channel activity.